This is a messenger RNA of Ylistrum balloti, 444 nucleotides long. RefSeq names its product perlucin-like protein. The record is from RefSeq and is a predicted model, not a curated record. The transcript has 4 exons. Bases 1 to 444 code for a protein of 147 amino acids. Gene Ontology annotation, molecular function: signaling receptor activity. NCBI's taxonomy places the organism in Eukaryota, Metazoa, Mollusca, Bivalvia, Pectinida, Pectinidae.
AUGUACUGUCUGGUUCUGUUGUUCCUGACUCUAGGACAAGUGCUGGCCAACUGUCCGAAUGGAUGGACUGCCCACGGAGAAUCCUGCUACCACGUCAGUAGAGACGUCGCUUCAUGGGUUGAAGCUUUGAAGAUGUGUGAAGUUCAUGGUUCUUAUCUUGUGAGAGUAGAAACAGCAUUCGAAGAUAAUUUUCUCGCUUCAAUGAUCCGCUCGCUUCAAAACCACGUUCACACAUACUGGAUGGGAGGAUCAGACUGGACAACAGAAGGGGAAUGGACAUGGGAGCCACAGGGAGCUCCCUUUGUCUACACCAAUUGGUAUCGUCAUCAACCUGACAACCAUGCAGGGCAGGACAAUUGUCUGGCCAUGGAGGGGUCAUCCUUCUACAAGUGGACGGACGAAAACUGCCAGGACAAGUACAGAUACAUAUGUGAGAGAGCGUAA